Messenger RNA from Iphiclides podalirius (scarce swallowtail), 429 nucleotides. NCBI's taxonomy places the organism in Eukaryota, Metazoa, Arthropoda, Insecta, Lepidoptera, Papilionidae. The record is from the annotation of a GenBank genome assembly.
AUGCAAAACUCAGCUGAUGGAAUACCAGUACCUAAUAAAACCUAUGCCUACAGCUUCAGAGGUGAAAUAGUAAACAUAGAGCAAAAUGAAAUUGAUUUGAAAGCUACCUUUGACCCUGAAAUAUUCUUCAACAUAAUUUUACCACCUAUUAUAUUUCAUGCUGGAUAUUGUUUAAAAAGGGUGGAUGUUAAUUUAUAUGCUAUGAUUUUCGGAGAGAGUGUUCUUAAUGAUGCCGUGGCUUUGGUUCUGAGUGGAGCCAUACAAAAUUAUGAGAAAAGAUAUUCAAAUGAUGGUGGAUUUGAAAUCACUGCAUUCCUGGGAGCUAUUGGAGACUUUAUAGGAAUUUUCAGUCUUUCUCUUCUUGUUGGUGCAUUUAUGGGUUGCCUGACAGCAUUGAUAUCCUUUUCAAUAUUAAAUGCUAAAUAUAAU